This is a messenger RNA of Suillus subalutaceus, 843 nucleotides long. RefSeq lists its product as uncharacterized. Lineage: Eukaryota; Fungi; Basidiomycota; Agaricomycetes; Boletales; Suillaceae. The record is from RefSeq and is a predicted model, not a curated record. The coding region runs from base 1 to 843 and encodes 280 amino acids. The transcript has 4 exons.
AUGGAUCGAACUGCCGAUGGAAUGGCUCGUCUUGGACCUCACGCAAAGAAAGACGAUGAGGUGCACCAGUCAUGGAUUUUGGUCCAGCAAGUGGCCCGUCAGAUACUCAAUAUCUGCAGGAAAACCAGUCCACUACCUUUUUAUGAACAAAAGUGUGCGAACUUAGAGGCUUAUGACGUCUCCAGUGUCCGUAUGACAACGAUAAACGUCCGCACUAUCGGUGCUGUGGGUGUUUCGUCGCACGAUAUUGUUCCCGGAGUUGCCAGAGAACAGAUUGGAAGAGCAGACAUCGUACUGCAUGCCCUGUCCUCCAUUCAGCUGGUGGGGUCCAAACACAUUCGCGGUAGUCUUCCUCUCAUCAUGCUUGUGGAAACUUUCAACUACUCGCUAUACGCUGACCGAAUACAAGAAGCCAUGGAACAAGCACGAAAGGACUACCCAGAGGAUAUUGAUCGUCUAGUUUUGGAAACAGACCUUUCAGCUUACCCAGUCACUUUCUCUGCACGACCAGUUCAACAAUACGCUGAUAAGUUUGACCCCCGGUUUGAUCCUGUUAUGCUCAAGGAGCUAAGAGGAUUACCUGGAAAGCACAUCCUGAUGGCCCUCAAACUCAGAGCAGGCCGAGAAGAAUGCGUAGUACUCAGUCCGAGGGUGGGUCUUACACUAGCUUUCCAGUGGCCGGCUGCCAAGGAAGAAGAAGCAGUGCUGUCUUCUGUUCAAGAAGCGUUGGUUUCACGCCUCGCAGUAGGUCCAGGUAACGUGAUCAAAAGGGGAGAAGGCUUCAAAGUGGUAGAAUACAGGCAGCAACCGAUGACCCAGUCCACGACUUCGUUUAAUGGAUAA